AUGAGCCGGCGCUUCAUCCAAACGACUGAGUACAUCAAGUAUGUGUCAGUAUACACUGGCCCGGGUCUAUUCGCCAACCUCAGGGAUGAAUACGACGAAGCACGGAAACGCCUCAUGAAAAGCGAACAUGCCAAAAUCAUCAACGACGAGGACAUCACGUCAGAGACAUGCUAUGUCAGAGAGGUCCAGUUGCACUCACACCUUCUGUUCAAGGUAGUCGUUCUCGAUAAGAACCCGCCCCGUGAACUCAUCCUCCGUGCCGCCGCGAAUACAGCCUGGGGCAUCCUGUAUGCCAGGACGCCACAGUGCUAUUCAGGUUAUAAAAUGCUGCGGUUUCACCCGUCCAAGGAAUUUUCUAAGCAGCUCAGAGGAGACAUGAGGCGCAUUUCUCGUAUUGACUUUUCUCAUCAUCACCUUUUUCAGAUGCAUGUUAAGCCGGUUACGGAGCUUCGGCCGAGUGAGUGGACUCCGGCGGAUGUGGAUGCGCAGUAUGAACGGUAUCCCUUGAGCUGCGCGGAGGACGCGAAAUUUAAGGAGGAACGGCAAAAGCGUUGCAAAAUGCUGGGCUAUGAUACCAUUACCUUCAGCAGGAACUCGAAGGGUGAUACUGAGAUUCUAGUUCAGCGCUGUUAUGAGGUCUUACAGUGCCAGAUGGGACCCGAAAUAAAGGUUUGUGCUGUUGAUUUUGUUUCAUCAAUGAAAGUACACGCGCUGAGCGCUAAGUCGUUUUCAAAUUUUAUGAGAAUUUCCCAUAAUCCGAAUAAGCUGUGCGCGUCCAGCAUAGUAGUAUCCUACCGGAACUGCCCACGAAAUACCCAAAGGAUGAUUGGAUAUUGA
Molecule: messenger RNA, 837 nt
Organism: Aspergillus steynii IBT 23096
Lineage: Eukaryota; Fungi; Ascomycota; Eurotiomycetes; Eurotiales; Aspergillaceae
Exons: 4
Coding region: 1-837 (278 amino acids)
Source: RefSeq, a predicted model, not a curated record